Molecule: messenger RNA, 615 nt
Organism: Racocetra fulgida
Lineage: Eukaryota; Fungi; Glomeromycota; Glomeromycetes; Diversisporales; Gigasporaceae
Source: the annotation of a GenBank genome assembly
GAUAAGAAAUUUGUCGAAGAACAUUCAAAUGGAAUUGUCAAGGAUUUAGCAAAAAAGCGUGAAGAAAAAAUUGAGCGCUACAAAAGAGAAAAAGAGACCAAAGCAAAACUAGAGAUGUUGCAACAACAGCUAAUCUCGACUAAAGAUGAUGACAAGGAAGAUAUUAACCGCGAAUAUAUUUUAACCCUUAUCAAUCACUUUAUUCAAAAAUCCAUUGAACAAUUGUUGUUGAUUAAACAAGAAAUUGAUUUGUUGAAUCAAAUGCGCCUGAUGGAGUCAGGACAAGGUUCUUCCGUAGAGAUGAAAGAUGAUACUAGGAUAGAAACUCCACUUCGUCCAUUCGUUAUUACAAACCAACGUGAAGCAAUAAAAGAACAAGUGUUUCGUCCAAGUUGGCGACUUCCCACAAUGACAAUUGACGAAUAUCUUCAACAAGAGGCCCAACGAGGCAACAUCAUUCAAGGAGGAGGAGAAAAGUAUGUUAAUGCACAAUGGAUUUUAAUAGUUGAAGUUGAUGAUGAUGAUGAAAAAGCCAUUGAUGAAGAAACUUAUAAAGCCCGUGAAUGGGAUGAAUUUAAGGAUUCAAAUCCGCGCGGUUGGGGUGAGUUUUAUUGA